This is a messenger RNA of Chaetomium globosum CBS 148.51, 966 nucleotides long. RefSeq lists its product as uncharacterized. Gene Ontology annotation, molecular function: transmembrane protein transporter activity. The record is from RefSeq and is a predicted model, not a curated record. Gene Ontology annotation, biological process: protein import into mitochondrial matrix. The coding region runs from base 1 to 966 and encodes 321 amino acids. The transcript has 5 exons. Lineage: Eukaryota; Fungi; Ascomycota; Sordariomycetes; Sordariales; Chaetomiaceae. Gene Ontology annotation, cellular component: mitochondrial outer membrane; mitochondrial outer membrane translocase complex.
AUGGCGUCCACCUCCGAUGCGCCGCUUGCGUUUCUACGCAAGAACCCCGUAUUCUCCGGUCUUUCAGAUGUCUACAAUGCCUUUCAAGAAAGGAGGGAACGGUUGGGGCUCUCGAAUCCCGGCAUGGUCGAGAAUAUCGCCAAGGAGGUCCAGCGCGAUGUUCUCACCACGAACUUGAUGUUCUCCGGCCUCCGGGCUGACCUCACAAAAGCUUUCAGCUUCAACCCCUUAUUUCAAGUAUCCCACCAGUUCGCCAUGGGCGAGAGGUUGAGUCCGUACACAUUUGCCGCUCUCUACGGCACCAGCAAGAUCGCCCCCGGCGGCACCGGCCAAGACAUGGCCCAGUUUGAGAACGAGUAUCUCGGCAACGAUUUCACUGCCACCCUGAAGGCCCUCAACCCCUCAUGUCUUGAGGGCGGCUUGACUGGCAUCUUCAUCGGCCAAUACCUGCAGUCCGUCACACCCAAGCUCGCUCUUGGUCUGGAGGCUGUUUGGCAGCGUGCCGGUCUUACCCAAGGCCCGGAUACUGCUAUUUCCUACGUUGCUCGGUACAAGGCGGACAAUUUCAUCGCCAGCGCUCAGCUGCAGGCCCAAGGUGCACUCAAUGCUUCCUACUGGCAGCGCUUGUCGGAGAAGGUCCAGGCCGGUGUUGACAUGACGCUUUCCGUCGCUCCGAGCGGUGCCAUGAUGGGUGGCCUUGCCAAGGAGGGCAUCACUACUUUCGGUGCAAAGUACGAUUUUAGGAUGUCGACUUUCCGUGCCCAGAUCGACACCGCGGGCAAACUAAGCUGCCUGCUCGAGAAGCGGGUUGCGGCCCCUGUCAUGAUGACCUUCGCUGCCGAUGUGGACCACUUCACGCAACAAGCAAAGAUUGGUGUCGGUAUUUCCAUCGAGGCCGGUGGCGAGGAGCUCCAGGAGCAGCAGGACGCCUUGGCCGCUCAGCCCCCUCCCAACAUCCCUUUUUAA